This is a messenger RNA of Cryphonectria parasitica EP155, 1245 nucleotides long. RefSeq lists its product as uncharacterized. The transcript has 3 exons. The record is from RefSeq and is a predicted model, not a curated record. Lineage: Eukaryota; Fungi; Ascomycota; Sordariomycetes; Diaporthales; Cryphonectriaceae. The coding region runs from base 1 to 1245 and encodes 414 amino acids.
AUGCCCCCCAGCUCGACGAAUCGUUCCGCAUCAACACAAAAGAGACGUCGGCGGUCCGCUUCUCUUGUCAGCGUAUUCAAGAAACUCCUCCCAGAGAACAAACCUGAGCGAGGCGGCACCCUGCGCAAGCAUGGCUUCCACUAUUCCGACUCUCUCGACAAGAGUCCCAUCCCAACCAGCCUGUCCAGCCCCUCCGUCUCCCAAGCCAACAAGAGGCACAGCCCGCCAGAGAGGCUCGCCCGCUGCAACACAGCCCUCAGCCCCCCGCCACCACUCCCCGCCUCAGCUCCGUCCAGCAGCUCUGUGUCUCCCAGCACACGGUCCACACAGCUCUAUCUCGAACGCCGCGAGAAGCGCCGGCAGCGGCGCUCGCUGAAGGAGUCGGGCGAUUUCCUCGGCGUGCAGGGGAUCAAUCCAUCAACGGGCGAGAUGGACGUGCUCACGCCGUCGACCAGCUCCGCCAGCUCGCCAUUUGCGCCUCUGGCCAGGAUGGUCCAGAGCAAGCGGGACGCGUACGAGAGCGCGAGGCGGGCGCUGCGGUCCGAGAAGAUGCGGCGGUGGGAGAUGGACAAGGAGGCACUCAAGGCAGAGCGCAGGAGGAAGGUGAGGUGGCGGAGGGCAGGGGAGGGGUGGAGCUCAGCUGUCGAGCCGGAGCUGAGCCCUAUCGAGGGGAGCAGUGCGGCGACGACGCCGAGGGAGGGGGAGAAGUCGACGGACACAAUCGUCAGGACACCUGUGAGAACUCCCACGAGAGUGUCCAGUAAUCCGAUUUUGCCCCAGAACCACCUCCAAAACCCCCCAAGGAUGAUGGGAGAGCUAGCCAGCCCCUAUGACACACCAUCAAGCUGGGGAGGACCCAAUGGGCGACGUAUCGGUCCAAACUCCACACAUCCGUCCUCGUCUGUCUCGCCCCGCGGUGGACCAGCAUCUACUAGCCAGAGCAACGGCGUCACCACCUUCAGAGGAAAACAAUACCACGAACCUAAGAACGGCAGUGACGGCAAAAUCUGCCUGCAUACCCACCAUCACCACUAUUGGAUCAUCUCCGGCUCCGACCCGCUGCAGCAGGCUAUACCAAGGCUCCGAUCUUCACGAGAGCGUGUACCCCUCCAAAAGGCAGAUCAGAGCAGCAGGUUCGAUGGCCAGAUGGACUCGUGGCCGAGCGAGGGUGAGGUCGAGGCGCUGGCUAAGACUCGUCGACCCCCUUCUCGUGACACGAACCGUCGGUAUUUCAUAGAUGCGUGA